This is a messenger RNA of Rotaria sordida, 1917 nucleotides long. NCBI's taxonomy places the organism in Eukaryota, Metazoa, Rotifera, Eurotatoria, Philodinida, Philodinidae. The record is from the annotation of a GenBank genome assembly.
AUGGCCACUGCUAUUCCAUCAACCAAUGUUUUUCACACAAAAUCUGAUGAAAUGCAUCUCGAAAUUUUCUGUCUCGUCUGGCUCGAUCCUGGUUCAAGCACCAAUGACGAUCACGAUACUGAACAACAAUUACGUUCUAUUAUUAAUCAUCUAAAGAAAUUUCACGAUGUAUCACAAUGUCAAAAGUAUAUUGAUGAACGAUCACCAAAAGAACGAGUAAUUAUGGUUGUUAGUGGUCAAUUGGGACGAAAAAUUGUUCCUUCUAUUCACAAUCUUCGACAAGUUAUAUCGAUUUAUGUCUAUUGUUUCGAUAAGAAACGUAAUGAACAAUGGGCUUGUAAAUACGCAAAAGUAAGGGCUGUUGUGGUUGAGCUUGAUGAGCUCAUUUCUCGAAUUAAAGAUGAUCAUAAAAUUCAGAAAUUUGUCGAAGAGCCAUUAUCAAUUAAUAUUUUUACUACAGGUGGUGGCGCAGGUAAUUCAACAAUAGGUUUAAAUGGUGAAUUUGUCUUUUCACAAGUUCUGAUUGAUUGUCUUAGUCGAUUACGAUACACUGAAGCAGAUAAAAACGAACUCAUUCGUCUUUGUGAACAACAAUAUAAAGGUAAUAGUAUUGAAUUGAGUAAUAUUCGUGAAUUUCAAGAUAAAUAUUCAUCUAACAAUGUUUUACGGUGUAUCGAUAAACAACUAGCUCUAUCAUUUCUCAAGUUUUCUGAUGAUAAAGAAAAUUUAGAAGCAGUAUUAUUUCAAAUCGAUGCCGAUCCUAAGAUGGCAAUUACAAAACCAUUUGCUGAUAUCACUGAAUAUAGUGAAUAUAAAGAUGAAGCUGAAGUGCUUUUCAUGCUUGGCUCUAUUUUUCGAUUGGAUAGUGUCAAUCGAAGCAAACAUGGUCAAGUAUGGAUCAUACAAAUGACAUUGUGCAAUGAUGAUGAACACGAUUUAAAACAAGUUCUUAUGGAUAUGAGAGAGCAGUAUCUGAGUAAAGAAACAAAUCUUCAGAAAUUAGGAAAAAUAUUAUUGGAGAUGGGAAAAUCUGAUCUGGCACAACACUACUUUAUUCGCAUGUUAGAACAACUUCCAUCCAACGACCCUUUACGUAUUGAUUUGUAUUUGGAUCUUGCGACGCUUAAGUCAUAUGCUGGUCAUUUGAACAAGAGUAUGAAAUGGCGCCAAAAAGCAAGUGCACUCAAAAAACAAAUUCAAUCUAUUUCUUCCAGUAUUAGUAAAUCAAAGAUUCCUAUUGGUAAGUUCAUUGAAAGAUAAUCUAUUAUAUUAAAAUAGAAGUCCUACAUCUAUAUUUUUAUAUCAUGAUAGUCAUGUAAAGUGAGUUGAAGAUCUUCUUACGUUAUAGCUAAUAGGUAUAAACUCAGUAUAAAAGAUAACCAUGCAGUCCUAACUCGAUUUGAAUAAUAAAUUUUUUGAUAGUAAAAUAAGUGACUGUAAAUUUGUCUCUAUGAGGAAAAGAUGCAGUAAAGUACGCUCUACAAAAUGAUCAUCGAUUGACUCCACUAGCUCGUACAGUAAGAAAGUUAUAAGCUUAGUGAACCUUUCAGAACCCAAAGACGUUUUUAUCAUUUAAAAAAUAUUGCAUUACUCAAAAAUACUUUCGCUAGGACGAAUAUUACAAUCAAAAUAUAUCACAAUCAAUGCAAUGGCUUUAAAGUGAUUUUACAAAUGAGCUAAGUGCUCAAGCUCUAUUUAGUCUAUUAUUUUCUUUUUAUAGUGUUCUUAAAGGGUGUGGGUGGGUGUGGGUGUGGGUGUGGGUGUGGGUGGGUGUGUGGGUAUGGGUGUGGGUGGGUGUGGGUGUGGGUGUGGGUGUGGGUGUGUGGUGUGGGUGUAGUUAGAGAGAAGACCCACACCCACACCCACACCCUUUUGACGAGUUUCAAAAAGUAGGUCAUAUCAAAAGUACAUCUCUUA